CACGUGCGAACGUCUACUUAAAUUAGAAGCCAUCGGAACAGCCACCUUACUGCUUCGAGCAAGGGUUUAGGUCACCGCCUCGCUCGUCUCGCUUUGUGGCCGCGACCUCUGUAGCUCGCCAAUAAGAAUGAGGUUGAUUGCUCAAUAGACUACAUUUCUACCUAGGUCGUGAUUCCUUGUUGGAGCAAAUCACAUCUUUCUCUUUCCCAUUCAUAUCUGGAGGUAGAGAAGGAUGAAUGCUCCUGACCGUUAUGAACGAUUCGUUGUGCCCGAAGGUACCAAAAAGGUUUCAUAUGAGAGGGACACCAAGAUUGUGAAUGCAGCUGCUUUCACUAUUGAACGUGAAGAACACACUGUAGGAAACAUCCUUCGAAUGCAGUUGCACAGGGACCCUAAUGUGCUCUUCGCAGGCUACAAGCUCCCUCAUCCUCUGCAGUACAAAAUCAUAGUUCGGAUCCAAACAACAAGUCAGUCUUCUCCGACACAAGCUUAUACACAGGCAAUUGAUGAUCUUGACAAGGAGCUUGACUAUCUGAAGAAAUCUUUUGAGGACGAGAAGAAUCGGUACGAAGAGAAGUUGAGGCAGGGAUAUUAAUUUGGUAGAUAUGGCUGUCCAGUGGCUGAAAGCAGGAACAGUUCGUGCACUAGCGUAUUUAGAAUGACUAAAUUGUCUAAUGCCCCUCUGCUACCUGCAAAAACUUUGGAAUCACGUACGAAAAAUGUGGGCCGAGUUUAAUAUCUUAGGUGGAUUUAAUGAACAGUGACAAGAUGGUGAAUGAAUAUUCUUCAGUUCCACUUACCCGUAAACUCUUGAGUAGGCAAUCCCUUGGUCAAUAUGGCCGCAAUUUGUUCUAUUGAGUACGUGAAUUUAUAUGUUUAUCAGUCUUGCAAUCAAACUUAUGUUUUAUGAAUUACCUAUCUAUCAUUUUCCACA
Molecule: messenger RNA, 934 nt
Organism: Zingiber officinale
Lineage: Eukaryota; Viridiplantae; Streptophyta; Magnoliopsida; Zingiberales; Zingiberaceae
Product: DNA-directed RNA polymerases II, IV and V subunit 11-like
Exons: 7
Coding region: 233-595 (120 amino acids)
Biological process (GO): transcription by RNA polymerase II
Cellular component (GO): RNA polymerase II, core complex
Molecular function (GO): protein dimerization activity; DNA binding
Source: RefSeq, a predicted model, not a curated record